Molecule: messenger RNA, 1087 nt
Organism: Anopheles moucheti
Lineage: Eukaryota; Metazoa; Arthropoda; Insecta; Diptera; Culicidae
Exons: 2
Coding region: 385-663 (92 amino acids)
Source: RefSeq, a predicted model, not a curated record
AACGCUUAUCUGCCUAAAUUCUAAUCGCACUCCUCUAAACUAUAGUACCGGGUGUGUUAGAAAUGUGGGAAACAUUACAUUACAGUUAACCUGCACUACAUCGUACCGGAUCGAUCAGUGAAAUCGCUCCUAUCUUACCUCACGCAGAUAGGGAUGUCUUAUCAGUUUGUAUAACGCGCGUGAUAGCACGCCGUACACCUGUAGGUUCGGGGCUAGCGCUAGUGCAACUGUAGUCGUAAGUGUAACCUCUGCCGGGAAACAUAAGGAAUCAUCACGCUGCUCGAGAGCUGUGCGGAGAUAGUGCGGAAUAGGACGGACUGUAGCCAGAACCGUGUUACCCAAUAUUAUACACGAAAACAGCUAAAUCACUUCAAAUCGUUCAUCAUGGGAUGCAGUGAAAUCAUGCGCAAUCUCGGGGAGCUCAUAAUGAACAAUAAAUUGGUCACCUUCCUGAGUGUGGCCCUGUUUGCAUUCGUGAUCACUGUUAUAGCAUUAGCGGUGUCCAACAAUAACAAUGCUGACGAUUUAGAGCAAUGCCGGGCAGAUGUGGCAAGGCUCAUGCUAUUAACGUCGACUGCGGCACCGACAGUAACUCCGGAAACAACUUUAACACCUGUCACCGAGACGACCACCACCACUAUUGCACCCCCUGUUGGUCCAUGAAGACAAUCCUUACUGUAAUGUAUUGGCCAUUGUAUAAUAUGUGGUGCUUCCUGUGCCAAAGCUACCAGUGUGCUAAUUUUAACACUCGUAUUCCUUGCCCAUCGUUGUAUACUUCAAGUGAUUAAGGCAACGUUAGAAAAAGUAACAUCAGUAGGGUUAUUUGCUCAUACACACACAACUUCUGGCCAUCACACAGAUGGCCAUUUUUUUAAAUGGAGCGAUAACGAAGUCUAAGUUUUGUGAGUCACUAGUGGCAGCCGGGAAUGGGACUAGUGAUUCGUUAUCGUAAACAUGUGCAAUAGUUCUUUUAAACAAGUGUGCAGGAUAACGGCAACGUGUAAUGUAAGGUGAGCUACAAGAGUAGUUUCGAUUAACUGUACAGCACACCACUAUCAAUAAACGGCAGUAAAGUGCAUCAUAUAGA